Triticum turgidum subsp. durum (durum wheat) is the source of this 798-nucleotide messenger RNA. The record is from the annotation of a GenBank genome assembly. NCBI's taxonomy places the organism in Eukaryota, Viridiplantae, Streptophyta, Magnoliopsida, Poales, Poaceae.
AUGUCCAUGAUUGGUUACUGUAACGAUGGGGGGCACAUGGCACUUGUCUAUGAGUACAUGCCUCAAGGAUCCCUAAAAGAGCAUAUUGCAGGAGAAGACGGCAACAUGCCAUGCUUACCCUGGGAACGAAGACUUCGAGUAGCACUUGAAACGGCACAAGGACUGUUGUACCUUCACAAGGGAUGUAGCCCACCUAUAAUUCACAGGGAUGUGAAAACCACCAACAUCUUGUUAAACGCAAGGCUGGAGGCCAAGAUUGCCGAUUUUGGCUUGUCCAAGGCUUUCAACUGCGAGGAUGACACCCACGUAUCAACUAACACAUUUGCAGGCACACUUGGAUAUGCAGCUCCAGAGUAUCAAAGAACAAUGCAGCCGUCGACCAAGAGUGACGUGUACAGCUUUGGUGUUGUGCUGCUAGAGCUCGUCACUGGGAAGCCAGCCAUCGUACGCAAUCCCGAGUCCAUCCCCCUCAUCAACUGGGCACGACAGCGGCUUGCAUGGGGCGACAUUGAGGGUGUGGUGGACACACGUAUGCAAGGUGAUCAUGACAUCAAUGCUGUUUGGAAGACUACGGAGAUUGCACUCAAGUGCACUGAGCAAUCGCCCCUGCAACGGCCCUCCAUGACUGAUGUCGUGAUGCAGCUACAGGAGUGCCUCGACCUCGAGGAAGGCUUCGAACGAGGUGACAAUGGAUUCUACACUGAUAGUAGCAAUGGUGGAAUGAACCCAAACAUGGGUUACAACAUUACCACUAACCAAUCCACUGAUGUGAGCCAGAAUAACGCUGCUUUGAGAUAA